AUGAAUUGCUGCUGCCCAGCCACUGACGCAGAUGAGCUAGCCAUGGACCACUGGAAGCACAUAGGCGCUGCCAUUCGGAUUUGCAUCCACAAGGGGGAGAAGUUGGCCACCAGCAGCAGCCCGUAUUGCGUGGUGCGCCUGGGGGAUGAGAUCCAGAAAACGGCCGUGGCAACAUCCAAAGGCCCAGAUCCAGUGUGGGAUCCUGAAGUCGUGGAGCUGCCGUGGGACGCGCAGGACACCUUGGAAAUCACCCUUCGGGAGCAGGACUCGGGGGUCUUCCGUGAAGACCGGAAAGUUGGCGUCGCGCAUGUGAACGUAUCAGCUUUGGCGCGGAAGGUGCGCUAUGCAGGGCCGCUGAAGGUGUACCGGAAUGGUGCAGAGGAGACGGGGGCCCUGAUGGUGGACAUUGCUAGCAAGGAACUGUCCGCCCUUAACCCGACGAUGCUGCUGCAGCCAGUCUUGGUGAAGGUGCACAGCAAUGGUCUUAUGGGCGCUGUUGCUGCUUUAGCCGACUAUGAGGCCCUGGAUCUCUUUAAGACGUAUCGAAUCGUCCUGCAACAGACUGGCGCACGCUUCGGGGACAGGGUGAACGCCAACCACGAUGAGGAGCACAAGAAGCUCUUCAGAGAUCCACUUCGCAAGGUGGUGCAAGCCGAGCACGCGUCGCUGUAUAGUGACUGGGCAUAUCCUCAUCUCACCUUCUGGGGCGGCAAGCGGUACGAGAAGGUCACUCUCAGCACAGGGAACGACUUUCUUUCCCUGGUAGGGAAUGGCGUUCGGAAGGGCAGAAGGCGUGUUUUUACUUACGUCCUCCUCGAUGAGGGCAUGUUCUUCUCAGAAACAGGCGCCAACAUUGCAAAGGAUUUCUUCAGCAAGCAUGCCGUGCACGCGAACGCGUCCCCGGGUGUUCGGAUGGCUGGGACUUUCAGGGUGUGCGAAACGCCUCAGCGGCAGCCGGUGGUUGUCAUAGACAACGAUUCUGGCACGUACCGUCCGCGAUCGGAGGACCUGGUGAUUUUGAAAGAACUUCUUGAGUUCAACUUUCCCGGCAUCGUCGUUUGCGUGAUGCCCUGCACGGAGCCGCAGCUGGAGGACGCCAAGGCCUUCUACGGGCCAAACGAGUCCAAGGGAGAGAAAGGCUGCGUGUACAGCGGCCAGUGGAAGUGGCAGGUGGAGUCGGAAGAGGAGCUCCAAGCAGCAUCCAUCGAGGCGCCCCACAGCGUCUGGGAGUGGAAGAACCGCAGCGGCUGGCAACGCUACGCUCCUGAGGACGAGGCGCUGCUCUGCCGGCUGCAGGCGGAGUCCCGGGGCCAGGCCGUCGAGACCUCCAAGUUCUCAUUUGGACAUGGCAAUUACCUGCUGGACUUCACGGAGGGCUUUCAGACGAAUCAGCGAACAGGCCGAGUCCGGGAGAUCCGGCAGAUCUUGAGUGGAAGCUACGUGCCUGCCUGGGAGAUCAGUGAAGGUGGCGUGCAAUGGAAGGCGUGCAGCUUCCACGAUGCCAUCAAGAUUGAGGAGGCGUACCUCGCCACGCCUUUGACCGCUAUUCUGACUCUCAAUGGAGUGGAGCACGUUUUCGACUUCAAGGUCAUGACUUGCGCGAGCACUGAGAUGCUCAUUUGUCGGGCGAGUACCGAAGCAUUCGUCGCCUUGCAAGUUCUGGAGUUUGAGGGUCUUUUUCCGGAGAAUGCCCGCGCGGCCAAAGCUCCGCCGGAAAGGCCGAAGGCCACGAGACAACGCCAUCUCCAGGCUCAGCGCAACUCAGAAAUGCCGUUGAUCAGUCGGGCGCGGGGGCGCGGGGACGGGGCAAACCGCAACCGCCGCACGGCGUGUGAAGGUCUCCUAGAAGAAGAUCUCGAAGGCCGGGAGAUGGGAGAGAUGAAGGCUGCGGAGAAGGCUGAGAAGGCCGAGAAAGUGGAGAAGGUGGAGAAGGUGGAGAAGGUGGAGAAAGCCGAGAAGGAAAGGACGGAGAAGCUGAGGUCCGCGUCUGGUCCUCCUGCCAGGGUUCUUGAACCAGGUGAGGCAGUGGAGGACACCAAUGUGGCAAUCGUGCGAACUGGUGGUCCCAUGAACACGGGCGACCUGACCUACCAAGCGGAGAUUAUGGUUCCACAGGGGGGCGAGAACCAUUCUGGGCGGCCACGCGUGAUGUGCAUUCGCGGGCCAUCCAGACCUUCGAAAGAGCGGGCCUUGGAAGAUGCUGCCAAGCUCACGGAGGCUGCACGGAAUGACCCGAAAACGGUGCGGGCCUCGUUCAGCCCAGUGGCAGGUGUUGACUCCGCGAUAGCGAUAUUCGUGGCAUGGCGCACCCGUCGUCUCAAGUGGCUUGCGAAGGCCAAGCGCAUUAGCGUGCAUGGCGGCGCUGGAGUUGCCCCCGGGAAGGGCCCCAACCCGGUCGAUGGCAACGGCCGGCAUCCCUCGCUCUCGGCAUUGCACUAUGGCGGCGUGCCAGAUGCAUUGCCAGAGGGGGCCGCGGUGAAGUGGCUGACGUACUGGCUGACGCGGCGGAAUUGCAAGAGGCUCCAGCAGCUCCAGGGUUUGGACGCGUCAGAUACGCUUAUCCCUGGUCCAGUGUACAAGCACAUGCUUUCGAGCCUGCAAAGCAGCAUCACUUUAUUGUAUUUCAUUGCCUGGUGUGGCGUCCUGAAUAUGCAGGGUAACCCUGUUUGGUGGGCCAUGAACCAUGCCUGGCACCACCAGCAUUCAGACACGCCAAGAGAUCCCCACACACCCAGAGAAGGACUGUGGACAGCGCAUGCGGGCUGGUUCUUCGAAAAAGAGCGAAUCUUGUCCAAAAUGCCGGAGGCGAUUGUGGCAGCACAUAACUCGAGCUCGUCGCAAGACUCGCAGAGCUCAGACUGGCGAUUGAUCCCUUGGUUUUACAAAGAAUCCCCGGACUUCUAUGACUGGCUGCGGCAGAGCUACUAUCUGCACCAGAUCUUUCAGGUCGUGUUUUUGUAUGCGCUGGGCGGCUGGGGCUUCGUGGUGUGGGGCUUCGUGGUGCGGCUUUUGCUGGGCAUCCACUGCGUCUCGGCCGUCAACAGCUUCGCCCACGUCUGGGGGGAGCAGCCGUGGAGGACCGGGGACGAUUCCAAGAACAACUUCCUCGUGGCCAUGGUCUCCUCCGGGGAGGGCUGGCACAACAACCACCACGCCUUCCCUCGAUCCGCAAGGCAUGGCCUGCUGGAGGGGCAGUUCGAUCUCACUUACGCCCUUAUACAACUCCUGGAGAAGCUGGGGGUGGUUUGGAGGGUGCAGCUGCCUAGCGAUGCCCAACUGAGAGCCAAGUCGCGUUAG
Effrenium voratum is the source of this 3297-nucleotide messenger RNA. The record is from the annotation of a GenBank genome assembly. Lineage: Eukaryota; Dinophyceae; Suessiales; Symbiodiniaceae.